Molecule: messenger RNA, 3210 nt
Organism: Annulohypoxylon maeteangense
Lineage: Eukaryota; Fungi; Ascomycota; Sordariomycetes; Xylariales; Hypoxylaceae
Exons: 3
Coding region: 207-2600 (797 amino acids)
Source: RefSeq, a predicted model, not a curated record
UCACAUCACAUCACCCAAGCUAACUGGCUCGUUGGCUAAACACAUAAACCAACCCGCGACAUACAAUACUAGGUACCUAGCACUUACCUAAGAAGAGCAUCUCAGAGCAUACCUGGGUAGAGAGUAUUAAAAAGAUCGAGUCUCGAGUUCGAGGGACUCUGUUCCCAAAAGAGAAAAAGAAAAAGAAAGAAAAAAAGUGCGAACGCAUGCACGCACGUACACAACCUGCGAUGCCAUCUUACGACCAGAACAAAGCACCGUCAGCAUCCGGUACAUCUAUCCCUGGCGCGCAUCGCAUUCUACCCGCCGACAUCGAGCGGGUUGAUGCCUUCGCGCGGAAGCUGUACAAGCGGGCUCGAGCCGCCGGUCCUGAUUUAGACGAGAUCUCGACGGCGGUGCGCGGCCUGCACACGGUGCUCAAACACCUGAAAUUCGAGACGGAGGAUCCUGAGUCUUUGCUCUGCGCGGACGACGGGAGCGCCGUAUAUGCGCGGCAGCUGACGCCGAUCCUCGAGGACUCGGAGUUUGCCCUGAAGCAGCUAGACACCAUUUUGGAGAAGAAGGCCGGAGGAGGCGGUGGCGAUGGUAAGAUGCGGAUGGACGGGGAGAAGGGGUGGACGAUGCUGGAGAGGCGGGAGAAGGACAUGAUCGGCGUGAUAGGGUCGAAGCUUGCAAAUCAGAAGCUGAACAUCGACAUGUUCCUCGACACGAUCCAGCUGCACAACCCGUCUAAGUCCCGGCGCAUGGUCGAUACGAAUAGCGCGGAUCUCGACUCGAUCAAAGAUAAGGUGGAUGUUAUCGCGACGCGCAUAUGCCAGCGGAAGAAUUCCAAUUUGGCGGAUGAGAACGAAGAGGAGUUAUGGGAACGUUUUAGGGACGGGCUCGAAAGUGCAGGAUUCUCUAGGGAGGUGUUGCGUAAGAAUCAGGACGUCAUAAGAGCCUACAUCCGCCAGUUAGACGAGCAGCUGAGCGCCAACGGCGGCAGCACUCCUUCGGUGCGGGGGCUUCUGGAGCAUUACCGGCCUCAGGCUCAUGACGGCCUACAGAUCGCUCCGUACCCAACGUGCCCAACCCAUACCACGUCGGAUGAAUUUAGUCCGGAGGAGCUGCAGUCCGGAAUCGACGAGGAGAAACUAUUUCCAUCCAUGAGGAUGAAGCGUUUGGAAGGAGAAGACGACGACGACGACCAACGAAAACAACCACCACCGCCGCACAGCAUGCCGAAUCAUCCUACUUACCUCUCCUAUGACCGUCAUUCCUCAAGCGGCGACGAUGACGAGGACACGAUGGCGCUCAUGUCCACGCGGGAGCUUAUGGCGCUCGAUAAGCGAGCCGCCGAGCUGACCCUUGCGAGGUCUCCCGGGACCAUGCGUCUGGACCAACAAUAUCAAUUCUCCCCAACCGUCCCGGUGUCGGCAAACUACCACACGUCAACUUCCCCAACCCAUCAUCAUCAUCCUCAACCCCCAACAUCCCGUCCCGCCCUUCCAUCCUCAUCCCAACCUCACAACGUCGUCGUCGACCAAUCCGUAGUACCCUCGCGGCACAUCCCACCAUCCGGUAGUAGCUUAGAGCAACAACAAGCGCUCGCGACACUACAACAGCGAAAUGCACGUCUAGCUCCUGAUAGCCAAGGUCGGGAGAUCCCGCUCGAGGCGAAGUGGACACGUAUCUCACGACGUCUGAUAUCGCCCGAAGUCCUCGCCGGGGCCGGGGUGCGGUACGAAGCACGGCCGGACUUCGUGGCCGUACUAGGAGAGUUAAGCCGGGACCAAGUAGCCGACUUCGCGCGGCGGACGACCGAGGCUAGGAAUUCGAGACGCCGGCGAUCAAGUGCUGCUAAUGCUGCUGCUACCCCUAUUGCUACUAUUGCGGCGGGGAAUGGUGUGAGUGGGAGGCGAACUGAGGAUAAGUAUCAUCCGGACAAGUACCGGAAUUGGAAUGUGAUUGAGGAGGAAGAGAGGCGGCGAGAUGGAGGUGGUGGUAGGGAUGGGUACAACUCCAACGCUGAUGACAAUGGUGCAACCUACGUGGUGAAUAGCCGUCGUCGGAACCGAAAAGGAAGUACGGCGAGUUCAGUAAGCGCGCUGUACGACUCAAGCGACGACGAGGGGACCUCCGACAGCGAGGCAGAUUACGGCGACAGAGACCGAGACCACCACGAUCCUCGCGUUCCCUAUCCCGCAGCCUACCCUACCGCCGCAGCGAGCGGGAGCGGCGAGAGCGAGAACGGUCCCGGUCCCGGGUUCGGGAUAGAGAUAGGGAAAGGGAGCACGAUCGGGAAAAGCGAUAUCACCGGGAGCAAUCGAAAGAGCGACAUCAUCGGGACGGCAAAGAGUACCAUUCCUCCUCCUCACACCGCGACCGGGAUCGGGAUCGGGAUCGGGACGAGGAGUACCACCGCCACCGCAGUUCCGGACACCGGUACCACGGGGGUGGGGGGUCGAGUACGACGUCCCGACGGACGCGGGAUCGGGAGUACCACGAUGAUCACUACAGCGGGGGUAGUGGGCGGAAAGAAGACCGCACUUCGAAGAAGAAGGCGCGGGACGAGACGAUCCGGGCUGUUGGGCUUGGGGGCGCGGCGGCUGCGAUGCUGAGUAUGCUGAGCGAGGCGGCGCUUUAGAAGGGCGCUGGUCGCUUGGUGUGUUAGUACCGGGUAUGGAAGCUGCCGCGGAAGAAAGGGGAUUUGUGGAAUGGGGCAGGGGUUUGAAGUUGGUGGAUGGGUGGUAGGAUUUAAGUUGCUCUCUAGUUGGUUUAGGGGAUAAGGGGUAGGGGGGGAAGUGUAAAAAGUGUAGCAAUGAAGAAAGGAAGAAAGCAAGAGAGAGAGAAAGCAAGAAAUAACAAGAAAAGAGAGAGAGAGAGAGAGAGAGAGAGAACAUAAAACGACGAGACGAAAAUGAUGAUUCAUCACGAGAACACGAUACCAUUUGCUUGUUUGUAUCAGGGUAAGGCUAUCCGGUCUGCUAGCUGAGCUGCGGGAGGGAUCGCCCGUCUUCCGUUCGAGUACCUAUGAACGGGAUUCGGACGCGUCUUGUCUCGUUUUAUCUUCUAGUAUUUGGAAUUAAUGGUAUCCGUCUACGAAGUCUGCAAGUGAUGCUAGGAACCUGGGGAGCAGAGCGGUGGUAUACAUAUUACUUGUAGGAUGCUUUCGAUACCCAAUAGAGUCAAGCGAUAUAUAUUCAGAUAGGGAACAAAUUAUGUACUGAC